AUGGGCACUAAUGCAAGAGAAGAAGAAGUUCAAAAAGCACUCGGUCAACUCCAAAUGAAAAUGAUUGAUAUUCAAAAUUCAUUACGUAAAUCUGGAACACAAAUUGAAGGAUAUAAGCGAGAAAUUCAACGUUCAAAAUUGACCGAUAGAGAAAUAAAUUCAUUAAAAGCAAAUGUGCCUAUGUAUAGUCCCGUUGGAAGAAUGUUUGUUCAAAAUACAAAAGCAGAAAUACGUGAACAAAUCGAAAAUAAAAUUAAAACAUGUGAAGAUGAUAUUAAAAAGCAAGAGAUAACUUACUGUUUACCUUCAAUAAUGGCAGAUAGCAGUAGUCAACCAGCAUCACAAAAAUUAAGAUAUGGCUUGAAGCCAAAUGAUGCCAUAUUAGCAGGAGAUGAGCAUAAAGAUUUAGUUGAACGGCUGUUACAUGAUCAUACUUAUGAUUUGGUUGCGGGUGGUUCAACACAAAACACAAUGAGAGCAGCAGUGUGGCUACUUCAGCAGCCAAAUGUCGCUACCUAUAUGGGCUGCGUUGGUCGAGAUAAAUAUGGCCAAUUAAUGCAAGAAGAAGGAUCAAAAGCUGGCCUUAUUGUAUCGUAUGAAGUUAAUCCAGAUCAUUCAACAGGAACAUGUGCUGUAUUAAUAACAGAGAAUAAUAGAUCAUUAGUUGCAAAUCUGGCUGCAGCGAAUCAUUUUACAAUGUCACAUUUGGAUAAAGUUGAAAAUUGGGCAUAUGUUGAAAAAGCAAAAAUUAUUUACACAGCUGUAAGAUUAUUUGAAGCGAGAUCUUUUGCCAAAGCACAAUUGAAACUUGAUACAGAAGAUAUUCCUACAAUAGCCAAAGCUUUAAGUGAAUUGUCAAAAAAGAAUAGCACACGUCCGAGAGUUGUUGUUAUUACUCAAGGUUCAGAUCCAACAAUCAUGGCGAUAAAAUCUGAAGUCCGAAGUUUUGAAGUAAAAACAGCGCCGAAAAUAGUUGAUACCAAUGGAGCUGGCGAUUCAUUUGUUGGAGGUUUUCUUGCUUAUUUAGCAUUGAAUAAAAAUCAUGAUGAAUGUGUUCAAGCUGGUACAUAUGUUGCUUACGAAUACAUGGACAAUGUUGUGUUAAAUUCGACAAAUUCAACGUCUUCGACAAGUCAGACCACGUCAACUCCUACAACAACUACCGUUUCUUCUUCAUCAUCGUCUCGUCCUACUCAUUCUUCAAAACGUACAUUUUCUGAAUCGGAUAGCUCUAGUCGUACCGAGCGUCAUCUCUAUUCAUUUUCACAUAUGUGGAUUAUCAAUUAUUUAUCAUCGUAUAUCGACGAUUCGGGCUCACCGAAUUGUUUACAGUCAGAACAAUUUUCACCUAUUGGCACGCCAUAUUCAAAUACAAACUGGAGUUUAAAAUUGUAUCCAAGAGGUGUUAACGAUAAACAGCAUAAUUAUAUUGCUAUAUUUUUGAAAUACGUCAGUGGCACAACGACAAACAUCAAAGCAAAAGCAGAAUUUAAUUUAAUUAGUCGACAAAAUGAAUUAGUCAUGUUACGAUCAACAAAUUUUCAUAUGUUCAAUUCUGGAUCAGAUUGGGGUUAUUCAGAGUUUUUAGACUCAACAUAUCUAAAUUCUCGUCGUUCUGAUUUACUCAAUGAUGAUCGUUUACGAGUGUAUGUUCGAGUUAUUAUUGUUGAUGAAAAAGAGCAUAAUUUGAAUAAUGAUUUAUUGCUUCAACAACAACAGUUAGCCACUCAAUCGAAGAUCAGUGCAUCAUGUAGUUCUUCAUCUUCAACUGCCUCUUCUUCGUCGUCAGUUGCCGCUCAACAACUACCACCAAUAUCGACAGCUUCCUCUCUACCCGUUACACAUCAUUAUUAUCAAGGUCUAUUCUCAGAUGACAAAGAACGAUUAAAAUCAAUCGAAUUAUUAUCAAAACAAAUUAAAACACUGUUUGAUGAACAAAAAUUUACAGAUGUCAAUAUACAUGUCAUACCAAAACAGCAACAACAACAGAAAGAACAAACCUGUUCAUCUUGGAGUUGUUGUUCAUGUUGUGAACAACAACAAGAACAGGAUACACAAGUACUCAAUAAAGAUCAUCAUCACGAUCAAACAGACGAUCUAUCUUCUCGUUCAAAUUCAAUCGUUCCAACAACAACAAGACGUGCUACGCGAUCUACAUCUCGUAUAGCUCAAAGUUCAUCUGAUUCUACAUCUUGUUCAACUUCGUCAUCCAAUUGUGGAGAAGAAUCAUCAACUCUUUCAUUUAAACCUACAAAACGUUCAACAGUAUGUCUUUGUUUUUGCCAUCAUCAUACGCACGUGGAAUCUCGUCGUUAUAAAGAUGAUAUUCACGUUGAUGAAACGUCGUCGUCAUCAACUGAAUCAUCAUUAGACAGUUAUUAUGCUGUCGUACGUCCAUUAGCCACAUAUCAUGCUCAUAAAGCCAUAUUAAUGGCGCGUUCAUCGGCAUUUGCUCAACAAAUUAGUCAUGCUCAACAAAAACAACAGAGAACAACAACAACAACAAAGUUGAAUCACAUUGAGUUUAAUGGAAAUGAAUGCAAUACACCAUUAGAUAUCUACAUUGAUGGAUUAAAACCAUCCACAGUUUACGGUAUGUUAACGUAUAUGUACGCUGGUCGAAUUGAUACAAAAUCUCUAACUACUGGUGCUCAAGAUGAUCAGAGUAUUAAUCCCAUUGAUCUAUACCGCGCUUCAGUAAUCUAUGAUUUGCACGAAUUACGUGAUAUAUCCAAAUAUCAAAUGUUAGAAGUACUAAAAUCGGAUACAGCUGUUGAAAUGUUAGAAGUGGCUGACGAAGCAAAUGAUUAUGAAUUGAAACAACAAGUUUUAUCUUAUAUUCGAUCAAACGCCGCUGCAGUUUCAAAGACCGAUGGAUGGCUGAAUUUUUCUAAAAAGAAUCCACAUUUACUGAUUGAUGCAUUUCGAUCGCUAGUCAUACCGCCAAACAACUCACAGUCAACAGAAACAACUAAAUGUCAUCAUAGAUCAAAUCUCAAAUGUUUAAAACAAGAUUAA
Molecule: messenger RNA, 3018 nt
Organism: Didymodactylos carnosus
Lineage: Eukaryota; Metazoa; Rotifera; Eurotatoria; Philodinida; Philodinidae
Source: the annotation of a GenBank genome assembly